Molecule: messenger RNA, 266 nt
Organism: Eufriesea mexicana
Lineage: Eukaryota; Metazoa; Arthropoda; Insecta; Hymenoptera; Apidae
Product: protein slit-like
Exons: 2
Cellular component (GO): plasma membrane
Molecular function (GO): protein binding
Source: RefSeq, a predicted model, not a curated record
AUGGGUUGCCUAGGAGACGAUUACUGUCCACCCCAAUGUAAUUGCGCCGAGUCAGUGGUGAGGUGUUCGAGGUCUCAGCUUACGGAGAUUCCACGUGGGAUUCCGCCGGAAACCACCGAGCUGUAUUUGAACGAGAACGACAUCAAGACGAUCCAACCGGAGAGGCUGAGCCACCUGAAGAUCCUCGCUAGACUGGACCUGAGCAACAAUCAGAUCGGUAUGCUGUCGAACGACACCUUCAGGAACCUCACCAAGCUCUCACACCU